This is a messenger RNA of Brassica napus (rape), 1036 nucleotides long. RefSeq names its product chloroplastic import inner membrane translocase subunit HP30-1. NCBI's taxonomy places the organism in Eukaryota, Viridiplantae, Streptophyta, Magnoliopsida, Brassicales, Brassicaceae. Gene Ontology annotation, cellular component: TIM22 mitochondrial import inner membrane insertion complex; chloroplast inner membrane. The record is from RefSeq and is a predicted model, not a curated record. The transcript has 6 exons. Gene Ontology annotation, biological process: protein targeting to chloroplast; protein insertion into mitochondrial inner membrane. The coding region runs from base 196 to 861 and encodes 221 amino acids. Gene Ontology annotation, molecular function: transmembrane protein transporter activity; protein binding.
UUGUUGUUAUGGGUGAUUUUGUAAUGUUAGUUUGGAACUGAUAAUGUUAUAAGCAACAUUCAAUUAUAUAUUUAUAGUAAGAUUGAUAAUGUUAUUCAGCAAAAGCUAGAUAUGUAGUAUUUGACUUAACAUGUGUAACAUGACCUAACACCUUAUAUUGACAUAGAUAAGUGGGCCUAUCCUGACAGGCCCAAUAUGUCUUAUAGCCCAACAGAAGUGAGACAUAAGCAAAAGCAACAAAAAAAAAACGGACAAGGAAAAAAAAAAAAAGAACAGGUGAUGGUGAGUUCGUCGCCGAAGGAAAUGAAUCCGACACUGUACAAAUUAAUAGAAAUCGUCUUCGGAGCUGUUCUCGUCGGUAUAGCAGGAAUGGUCAUCGGCGGCCAAGCUCAGUACGCUCGUAUGUGGACUCGGGACUAUUCAGCAUUUUUCGCUGCAUUGUGUGGAAUUGAAUCAGCAAUGAGUGCAAUCAGAGGGAAAGAUGAUAUCACGAAUCAUUUGGUGUCAGGAUCAGGUGCUGGGUUGGCAUUGUCUUUUCUGAGACAAGGCUUUAAACUACGACCUGCACAUGCACUCUCCAGCGUUGCUGUUUUCGCUGUUAUUCAAGCAACAAUUUAUAAGGUGAAGGAAACAAUCAAAUCGCGCAAUGCCCAAGACGCCCUUUACACAGAGGCAAGAGCUAUGCUGUCGAUGCUAGGCCUAGAGGAAUACGAGAAGAACUUCAAGAAGGGACGUCUCACUGAUCCCACCUUGCCAUUGCUCACUGAUAGGGAGCUUCGAGAAGUUAACAUUCCACCAGGGGCAAGGCUUUUGAUACUAGAUCAUAUUAAGAGGUACCCUAAGAUGGUAAACCGCAAGUGAGGAAAGCAGUAAUUUGACUCCAACCUUUUUGUCUAUAUGGUGAUGGUGAUGGUGAUGGUGACUUAGAAUUUUGGAGGUGUAGUUCUGAGACCUAGCCUUGCUAGUUUGUAAUAAUAACCUUAAGACUUAACCACCAAUGAAAUUCGAAGCCAAUAACAUAACUUUGUUCGCUGAA